Molecule: messenger RNA, 1918 nt
Organism: Myxozyma melibiosi
Lineage: Eukaryota; Fungi; Ascomycota; Lipomycetes; Lipomycetales; Lipomycetaceae
Exons: 1
Coding region: 68-1774 (568 amino acids)
Source: RefSeq, a predicted model, not a curated record
CAUCGCGAACGCGAUUCGCAAUCUACACCGCCUGCAAGCUUUCGAAUGGAACGCGUGCAAACUCUGCAUGCCAGCCGACAUCCUCUCGGCGAUCUUGCUCCUGCCCGACCUGCGCGCCUUGCAGACCUGCUCUAUCCCUUCGACUACAUACGCGCCGCCGCCGUUCCAGCCGCGGCUGAGGUCGCUUAGGAUCCUCAGGCUGAGGUCGUUGGAUGAAGCGCGGACUGUGGCGGGAAUUCUACAUGCGUGCAGGGAUACGCUCGCGUGCAUCAGCAUCCGCGUUGCGGAGAGAGAUGAUUUAGCGGACAAUGUGAUCAACGAUCUCGAGCCUCGACUAUGGAACCCUGCUCCUCAGAACGAAGACGACGGAGACGAAAUAGACCUCACGACGACGAACCUCAAAUCCCAAUUCCUGCAUGUCCUGCUCACGAAUCCUUCCUCGUCUGAACCGCUAAAGCUGAAAAUCGAAUCGCUCGCGCUGUUCAAUUUCCCGCGUCUGAACCUCGACUUUCUCUCCUCGAUCGUCCGGUUCUCGGGCUUACACACGCUCAGACUGGAUACCAUGGACAACCAAGUCCUCUCGACUCUGUCGCGGGAUACCGUCCUUCCACCGGUGAUGAAAGUGCUCGAUCUGACGUUCGGCAAAGCCGCGUUUCCUCUCGCACCGACCGCAGCCACGCCCGAGCCGCCAGCGCAUGAAGGACAGCCGAGCGAGAUCGAGAAUAGGCCGCCGAUGAUGAGCACGCUGCUGCGUGAUCUGCGGGCGGUGGAGAACCUCAACUUGAAGUUAUUCUGCGAGCCGUUGACGGAGGGACGCGUCAUGUCGGAGUACAUCGCGCCGUGGUUGCUAUCACUAAAUAGCAGCAGCAAUAGCAACAAUAUCAAUGCAAGAGAGAAGCAUAGGUAUCAUCAGUAUCACGCGCACCAUCAUCAUCUCCGUCAUCUCCGCCAUUCGCAGCGCCGACAAAGUCAGCACGAUUCAAGGCGCCACACGCAGACCCACCGACGGAACCAAAGCACAUGCACGGCCUGCGCGGCCGCAGCAGCAAUAGCAACACCAUCUACACCGCCCGUGCAUCUGAAAAAGCUCUCGAUCCACAUCUGGUCGAUAGCAGCGGGCCAAUCGAUUGCGCUCGCGCCGUGGUCACUUCAAGACCUGCAGACGCUCGCGACCUCUGCGGCAGGCAGACACAUCCGGUCGCUCGCGAUCGACUUUUCGCGGCACGUAAUCGCGUUCGAGGAUCUCGUUUCGCACAUGCAGAAACUGCCGGCGCUGCAGCACCUCUAUCUGAACUACACGCCGACGACGUACUACGGCAUGGGCGUGUACGACGUUUGUCGGCGGCAGGCGACGAUCUUGAAGGCGGCGUUGCCGGGUCUGGAGUUGUUGUGGAUGAACUCGAUCGAGCUCGUGGUGCCGAUCCGGUGUAAACGCAGUCCGAGUCCGUCGGUGUCUGAGAGUAAUCCGCGUUCGACGUCGACGGCGUCGAAUAGUGGUGUGUCGACGCCGGUGGUGACGGAGCGGUCGGUGGUUAGAUCUGGCGGAGUUGAUGGCGAGGCAAUUGAGCGGUUAGCGACCGAGGGACUUGUCAGCAACGACGACCAUCACUCGAUUGACGACGACGAGGAGUACGCUUAUGACGAAGAGUUUGAGGAUGAUUAUGAGGAGGAGGAGGAAGAGUAUGAAGAGACGGCGGGGUACGAUGAGCACUUUGGCGACGAGUUCUUUGCCGAUGAUAAUAAUUUCCACAUUUUUGCGACGAAGCUGUUUUAAGUGGCUUUGUUUGUAUGUAUAUAUGUGUAUAGUCAUACCAUAAUGUAAUGUUGUAAUAUUGUGAACAGUGUCAAUAGAAGCGGAUAUAGGGUUUAGAUAAGUUAACCACAGGCUUUACCCUCGGUCCUCCCCACGCUCUUCCCG